UCAGAAACAAUGAAAAUACUUGGAGAGUUGACCAUGCCAUGAGGUAAUGGAAGUUUUGUUUUUUCAUGUAAAAAAAUGAAAAAAAUAGUUUAUCUUCAAACAGAUUAUGUAAAAUUAACUUGUGAAAAUACAAUAAACCUAAAAUUUUGAAGUUUUGUAAGGUUCGAUUGGCAGAAAUGAAGGUUGCCAAGUGAAGAACCAAGCAUUGGAAUAACAAUUGAUUGAACAAGUGAUUUUAACCAAUAUUUUGUUAUCAUUACUGACUUUGGAGCAUAAAAAUGAUCGUAAACAUAUUGGAUGGCAUUUUAAAUGGUCAGUUAACGACCGAGGAAAUUCUCACUUGGCUGACGACUGAUAAACCGAACGAUGUUCUUCUUCCGGAUUUGGUGCAGACAGAUUCAUCGAGGACAGAAUUCGUGCUUUUUUUUCUGGAUUAUUUGAGAAAACAAUGUCACGGAAUCAUCCAAACCGGAUCGCUAGAAGGCGAGCCGGUCACCGUCGCGAAAAAAAAAAUUCCCAAAACUCCUACAAAAACACCUAACCGAACCCCACUCUCUUCUUCAAAUCGUUCAGAGGGCCUGAACCUUACCUGCCGCACGAGUACCCCCUUGAAAAAUCCUCCAAUUCCUGGACAGAGCCAUGCGAACGGUUCAAUCAACUUCAGUAGCCCUCUCCACGCCAGUCCAAUCUAUCGCUCUCAAAAUUUUAUUGGGAGCAGCUUUGAUCACCCAUCAACUUCUUCGAGACUGGACAACAGCUGCAUCAACGCUUCUAUAGACUCGAGCCUGUCAAACUCCUCAGCAAUGUCUCUUUCGUUUGUACCAGUGUCUCCCCUGUACUCUGGAUCCACUCAAGAAGCCCUAAUUCCUCUGGACACAUUCCAUCACACCGAGAACGAGUUUCCUGCUAUUGGACAACAUCCGCAGAAUUAUCAUAGAAACAAAAAGAGAAAUACAAACACGUCAAAGGAAAACCAAAGUAAAUCUUCAAAUGAUAAACAGAAUAACAGUGGACAGAAAAAAAAAACCAUAAAAUUGGGAGAUUUUCUCGUGACUUCGUCGACGAAAUUAUCGACAAAAAGUAAUUCAAGAAAUCAAUCAGAAAUAAGUGUCGAUAACACUUCAGGAGAAAAUGUCAAAGAGAAUUCCAGUCAAAAGAAGAGUGGCAAUUUAUCAAGAAACCGGAGGAUAAAACCAACGAAAUUAGAAACCACUGUAGAUGAAGGGAAUAAUCAGAAUAACGUAUUCGGAGUCAUCUCUCGUCCAGAGACGAAGAACCUCCAAUUUUUAGAGGCGCGAACGACCGACAAGUCGGGGGAGAUCAAAACAUUUGAGGCUGAGAGGGAAUUACUGAAAUUGGAGAGACAAAAGCCAAAAAACGACUCUGCCAAUGAAAUCGCCACUGUUCCAGAACCGAAACCAACAAAACCAUUGGGAGCUCAUUCAUCGAUACCCGCUGUGAUUCCUGAAUUAUCUCUUGUUCAUCAUCCAACGGUCGUGGAUAAAUUGGCUGAUAUCUAUGGAACUUUGAUUAGGAACCAUUUAGUACCCAAUAUAAUGACUGAAUUGUAUUUUGUCAUGACGUUGAUUACAUCACAGUUCAAAGCAAAUGAGCAGAUGUCCUUGCAGAUGUUGAAAGAAACGAUGGGUUGUAAGGAUCUUGAGGGAAGCGCAGAUGAAGAGGCGAUGCCACUAGAGAUAAAGUAUUUAGAUUCCCCACACAAUUGCAUUUAUUUCGCAACGAAUGUUCUCCAUCAUCAGAAGGAUUUAUUGAUCGCGCUGGAUCGAGCAACGAUCAAGUUGCUCUGCGACAAUCAGCACAUUGGAUCGUUCAAGCCCGAGUUGAAGAAUUAUUUGGAGAAACUAUACGAUGAAAAAGUGCAGGAGUCGAAUCAGUUCAAAAAAAUUGCCUCAAGGACAAUCAACUCCAACGUCUGUUUCCAGAUUGAGACAGACAACCAAGAGAACUUCCCCUCGAAGACGGCUUUUUCAGAAUUUCGAAAACAGCGUGACCUCUUCUACGAGUACCUAAAAAAAUGGGAGGAUCAUCAUCAGACCCCUCGCUGGUGUUUCUUCAAAACCCUGGCCCCGAAGAUAAAGUCUCUUCUAUUACUCCACGAUGACGCGGUAAACUACUACCACCUAGCCCGUCUAUUCAAAUCCCAACUACUGGCAUCGUGCCAUCAACACUCAUCAGAGGAUCCAAUCGACGAUGAAACCCUCUCUCUCCUGAAAUCCCUAAAAUCCAUGAAUUUGGAGAAAUUCAAACAACUCCAGGGGCGCUUUGUUACGCCCCUCUCAUCUGAAGGUAUAGUUCCUCUCCCCUCCUUUCCAGGCAUCCAGGAAUUCUAUCGGGACUUUCUCCUUGCAUCAUCGAAUGUAAAAUUCAAUUCAAUCCUGGAGAGCUGUUUCAUCCAAUCGAUAACAGACCUAAAUUCUACUAUCUUUACAAUAAGUGAGCUCGAAUCUAGAGAAAAGAAUGUGGACGAGACAACGAAACAGAAUUAUCUGAUGUGCAUCUCUAGUCUUCGGCUCUUGUCGAAAUUCUUAGGAUUUCUUGUCUCCAUUCCAUUUCAAUCACAGUCUGUGACAUUAGUUGUAUGGGACGCGCAAAUUUCUUUGAGGCGGCAAGUUAAUCCUUCUCUGGAUCUUCAAGGGAUAUUAGUCCAUGCAUUUAUCAAUGGAAAAUUAACUUUGACAGUGCCCUGGAUGGUAGAGUAUUUAGCGGUAUUGGAUCCAGUGGCACUCAGACUGCCUUAUUACACAAAACUCUGUCAAAUUCUCUACUACAUCUACAGGAAUUGCCACUCACUAACCGGACCAAAGGAGUCACUGUUGAUCACUUUCACCCUGGGACGUCUAUUUGAACUCCCCAAUUUUCCGAAGGAUUUGUACUUCACCUGGCAAUCUAAUUUCAGUGAUAAAAGGUUGAAGGAUCAAAUUACUAUGCACUUCAGUAGUUCUGAAGAAUUUGAGGACUCUCUGGUGCCCUUGAGUACGAAGAAAUUGGAUGUUCCCCUUGAUAAAUUGGGAUUGAUCGAUGACAGAGCAAUCAUUACCUGUUGUCCAUUUUUGAAGGAAUUCAAGAUCCUGUUGAUAUCAGGGAAUUCUAAUUUUGGGACUAUGAAUCGUCAUAUAACUCCAGUCUCUACUCAAUUAUCUCAGCCGUCUAGUGAAAACAAGGCAAAGACAUUGCAGCUCCGACAAGAAGACGCGUUCCUUCAUGGACAGCCGAAUUCAGUUAGAAAGACCGUUGACUUUGUCUCCGAGAUAAUUGCCUCGAAUUCUGUUAAGGAAAUAUAUAGGGAAACAAUUCCCUCCAUAAAGUUGAAAUACUUCACGAUGUUCGACACAUUAGCAGCGGAAAAGUCUAAGAAUUCUGUGGACUUGUACAAACAUAAAGAAAAACAGGUAAAUCAACAGUGGAUGAACUCUGAAAAUAGUCCUGAUUUGAUUGUCUUGAUUACGAAAGAAUUACGGGAUCACUGUCAUUCAGUAAUUCCGAAAAAUUGCAAGAAGAAGUGCACAGAAGCACUCACAUCUUUGCUGUCAGAGGAUACCCAUCCAGCUGUCAAAGAAAUGUGUGUGAAAAUUUGCAUGAGACUGUCGAUUGGAAGAAUCGAUCAAUGGUUGGAUUUUUAUAUCAAUGACGCUGUGAAUACAAAGCAAAUUCACUCAGAAUAUUUAUCAUUUAGUCCAACAAAGAAGGUAGAAGAGAACACCGAGCAUGUUCACAAUCCAUCAGCUCCCAGCCCUACGCAGAUAAUUGAGUUGAUGAGAGAUUCAAUGUGGGAGUUGAUUGAGAAAAAUGGCAAGUGGUCGUUAUUGACAGAAGAAAAUGUUCUGGAAAUUUUAAGGGGAUUGAAGAAGACAUUACACGAGAGAAAAGAUCUCCAGGCAUAUGUCGAAAAAAAUAUUUAUAUUUUGAGUGUUGAUUAUGCUAUUCAUUUGAUUGGUUAUUAUCACCAGCUGUUUACUGAUACUGUGCUGGAUGCAUUUAUCGAUGUCUGGAGAAAUUAUGAGACCGAGAAUGAAAAGAUUGAAUUGUUUAGGAGAAUUUUGAGUUGCAGGAAUAUUCAGUGGCUGAGGUCAACUGGUGAUUCUCAAUGUUGGAAGAAAUUUGGUAAAUUGAUUAAUCGGCUAUUAAGUGAAAAGUUAUUGAGGAUUGGCAAUUUCAGCGAUCAGUGUGUCGCUAUUUUUAGGAAAGAUUUGCCUGGGGAUGUGACAAGAUUGUUGCCUGAAUGCCUCAAUGAAGCCAUCCAGGGUUGUAAACCGAAUGAUGAAAAAGCUGAAAAGAUCAGAAUGAUGUUGAGAUGGAUUUCUGGUGUCUGUGGAGAACUCGAUGGAAAUAGUGAAGGAGGUUAUGGAGAAGGGGCUACUGAUUGCAAGCCUUACGGAUUGGGGAACCCAGGAUUAUUUCAGUUAUGAAGGGAUUUCUGGAGAGAAAUAUUUCCGAGACGGUGAUUCGUUUGAACUAUUUUUGUCUGGAGAUUUCAAUCAAAAAUGCCCAGGAGACAUUGCUUGCAGAAAAUUAUGUGAACGGCCAAAAAGUUCCUGAGUAUAUUUGUUACACAUUGUCCGUUGCGAAGUGCUUACCACUUCCUUGUGGAUUCUAAUAUUUUAUCCUCUGAUUUAAAGAAAAAAAUAAUCAAAAUGAAAAGUAAUCGUUUUGAGAAAUAAUUAUAAUUGUGUAUUUAACAAUGUUUUAUGUCAUCUGAAGUAUUGACCUGCCUUGUAAUUGAAGUGAUGGUCUAAUUAUAUGGGCAUGAACAAUUUUACAGUACUUGCCGACCUGAAUUUAAUAUUUGAAUAAACGAUAUUAUGUUCUUUAAA
Molecule: messenger RNA, 4832 nt
Organism: Diachasmimorpha longicaudata
Lineage: Eukaryota; Metazoa; Arthropoda; Insecta; Hymenoptera; Braconidae
Gene: dlt
Product: codanin-1
Exons: 6
Coding region: 279-4427 (1382 amino acids)
Biological process (GO): chromatin organization
Cellular component (GO): nucleus
Source: RefSeq, a predicted model, not a curated record